Molecule: messenger RNA, 4338 nt
Organism: Emiliania huxleyi CCMP1516
Lineage: Eukaryota; Haptophyta; Isochrysidales; Noelaerhabdaceae
Exons: 2
Coding region: 1-4338 (1445 amino acids)
Source: RefSeq, a predicted model, not a curated record
AUGCUCACGACGCUGCCCCUCGCGGUCACAGCCUUCGCCUCGUCCUGCCUCUCCACGUGCCCAUCGGCCCACACGAACCUCGGCCAGUGCCUCGACGGCUGCGCCUCCGCCACCAAUUCGCUCGGCUGCGAGGUCGCCUGCCUCUACGCCGUCCGCUCGCCCGACCCGACCUCGAAGGCGCUCUGGAAAUGCUACCAGUAUGAGUGCACGACACCAGCUCCGCGCAGGCUCUUCGACAAGUCGGCCCUGAGCGAGAGCGCUCUCACCCACACCAUCUCCGACGAGUUCUGGCUCCUGCCCGAGGUGUCGAACGUCCCGUUCGAGGGCACCGAGCGUGUGAUGGCCCAGCUCAAGCGCUGGCGCGCGGGCGCGUCGUUCGGCGUGAUGGAGAACAAGCUGCUGUCCCACUCCCUCCUCGAGGCCCUCAACGUGCCUCAGCCCGCCGUCCUGUACGGCGCGUUCGCCACCAAGUCGCUGGGCGCGUGGCCUCGCUUCAACCGCUCAGCCUUCCUCGCCGCCAUGCACGGCAAGACCAAGUUUGUCCUCAAGAGCGCCACCAACGGAGGCAACGUGGACGUGCUCGUGAUGGACGAGCACCGCUGGGCCUCUGAGGGCUGGAACCGGAACCGGCUCGCCGACUACGCCGACAAAUUUGUCAAGAACCGGUGGCACUCCGAGUGGGGGCAGAGAUACGAGCACCGCGCUGUGAUCGUGCAGGAGUCGCUGGUACCCGAUGUUCGCGGCGGCUUCGACUGCGAGCCCGGCGAGCUCCGCCUCGAGGUCAAGGUCCACGCCCCGCUUGGCCGCCUCGCCUCGGCGCGCCUGCAGGCGCUGCCCUUCAAGGGGGACACGUACCUGGACGUACAGUUCCGCGGCGGUGAGGUCGCCUGCCUCGGUGGCCGCAACCUGGGCGACACGGCCCAGCACUGCGCCCGCGCCGUGACCCUCCUCGAGACCCACCGCAAGCGCCUCGAGGAGGUGGCACGCUCGACGACCCGCGUUCUCGGCGCCGACUGGCUGCGGCUCGACGUCUUCCUGAGCGAGGCGGGCACCUUCUCCGUCAACGAGCUCUCCUACCCGUCCCACAUCGGAGGCUUCAUCGGCGGGGGCGACGAGGCCUCGCUCGGCGCCCUUCGCGACGCGUACGCCUCCAACCAGCUCACCAAGGCGCCCGCCGCCGCCUUCGUGGCUGAGCUGCUGGCGGCCACCGGCGUCGACCCGUACGCCUUCCUGCUCGAGGCGGAUUUUGCGACGAUGCGACACGCGGACGAGGCCACCUACGCGAGCCGCUUGUGGCAGUGGGACCCGGCAGAGGAGGACGCGCGGGCCGCCGCAGCCGCGCCGCACAUUCGCCUCUCCAUCGCCUGCGCCGCCAUCGUCGCCGUCGGCCUCUGCCUCCUCUGCCUCGUCGCCCUCUGGCUCCAGAGCGCGGCGCCCGACGGCGGCCGCGACAGCGGCCGGUCGGCGCACCUGGACAAUGCCAAGUUUCUCUGCUCGUCGCUCAUCAUCUUUGGGCACUAUCUCUACUACAACCUCGACCACUCGACCCACCUGGUCCUGCACGACUACCAGAGCUGGCUCCAGGGCGCGGCUCCGACGCUGCUCUUCCUCCUGCAGGUCACCAACUGGCGCAUCAAUCUCGCCUGCUUCGUCUCGGGCAACCUCAUGGCCAAGCCGGUCGACGCCGGCCGCUUCGCCUCCUUUGUCCGCUCGCUCGUGCUCCCGACCCUCAUCUGGGUCUUUGCUGCGAAGCCUCUGCUCAACCGUGUCAUCCUCGGUGGCGAGGCGCCGUGCACCGUCCUCGCCGACGUCAUGACCUUCAAGGCGCACCACCACGAGUGGUACCUCGAGGCGCUCAUCCUCUGGCGCCUGCUCUCUUUCGCCAUCUGGCCGCUGCGCGGCCCCUUCCUUGUGCUUCUCGCCAUCGGCGCUUCGCACAUCGCGGGCUACUGGGACGUGGGCGAGGGCGGCUUCUUCUCGUUUGACCACGCGCUCGGCUUCCUGCCCUACUUCCUCGCCGGGUGGGCGUGCCCCCUGGACCGCCUGGCCACCGCCGUGCCGCGCACGCCCACUACCUUCACGAUCGGUCUCGGUCUGAUGGUGGCGCUGCCGAUGGCGCUGACGCUCCUCGAGCCGCUCCCCGACAACCACGGCACCUACGGCUGGUUCUAUGCGCAGUCCGAGUUCGAGGCGACCGCCAAGCUGGCGGCUGAGGGCGUGCCGCUGCCGUACCGGCUCUACUGGACUCGCCGCGCCGCAAAGCACGUGAUUGAGAUCGCGCAGCUCUGUGUGGUCCUGCUCACGCUCGUGCCUCGCUCGACCCGCUGGUUCACCGGCUUCGGAAAGCACACCCUCUACGCCUUUCUGCUGCACGAGUUUGUGCUCGCUGGCCGCGAGAGGCUGCUGACCGUGGCACCGCCCCUGCCGGUGCUGACGCGGCUCCCGUCGCACCUGCUAGUGCUGGCCUCGCAGUAUGCUCUCUGCCUCGCCCUCUGCGCCCUGCUCUGCAGCUCGCCCGUCCGCCGCCUCUUCGGCCUGGUCCUCGAGCCCACGUGGCUCUCGUCACUCCUCUGCACCGCACCGGCGGCCCGCACACAGCCAGAGUUCGUCAAGCGCCCCAGCCUUCAUCGGCUGCUGCCGACGGCGAACCGCUCGCUGACGCCCGACGUCGGGCACCUGAGCCUCGCCCCAAACUCGUUCGCGACCAAGGGCGCUGAGACGAGCGACGUGGAGGCUCCGCCGCUCAAGUACGAGGGCGCGGGGUCGCUCGACGGCUGGCUCGAGUGGAUCACCGAAGUCGAGUAUGCCAAGGGCCGCCUGUCGCUACCGUGGCAGGCUUCGGGGCACGCUCUGAUGCGCUACCUCGCCCUGGUGCCGUGCUUCAGCCUCCUCUGCAUGGGCACCGCCGCCUUCUUCUUCCUGCCCAUCGCCACGCAAGUCCUCGCCGACGGCGGCGCCGGGCACAUCGACGCGGCGCUGACGGCACCGUGCGUGGUGACCAGCAUCGCCGUGUCGGUCCUCGCCAAGAUGUGCUACGAGGUGGGGCUCGAUGUUCUGACGUUCAAGUGCCUGUUUCGCGGGCUGAGGCGGCCGGCUCUGCCAGAGGACCGCGAGCGCCUGGUCCACGCCGUAAUCAUCUGCGCGUACAAGGAGCCGUUCGAGGUGCUCGCCGCCACCAUCGGCUCGCUCGCGGCGAACAACCUCGCCAAGAGCUGCGUCGUGAUCCUCGCCACCGAGGCGCGCGACGAGAGCGCCGACUCGACCUUCGCACGGCUGCACGCCGAGUUCGGUGGCGCCUUCCUCGAGCUCUUCCAGACGCGGCACAGCCUCGGGCCCGGCGAGGUGGCCGGCAAGUCGUCCAACGAGCGGCACGCGUGCAUGGAGCUCUACUCGUGGGCGCAGGCGAGGUCUAUCGACCCGUACACUGUGAUGGUCACGACGGCGGACGCCGACUCGCAGUUCGACUCGGUCUUCCUCGAGCACCUCGAGGCUGAGUUUUGCCGCCAGCCCGACGGGAGGCACACCCUCUUCGACUCGCCGAUCAACACGUACCGCAACCUCGCCGCAUGCCACCCGCUCGUCGCCGUUUUUGAGAUCGAGCGCACGCAGUACUGCACCUUCUCCGCGCUCCAGUUCCAGCCCGCGCAGUCCAACUACUCGCUCACGCUCGGCAUGGCCCACCUGAUCGACUACUGGCACCCCGACAACACCAGCGAGGACCUGCACACCACGCUCAAGGCGGUCGCCUUCACCAACGCCGCCGCCAACGUGGUGGUGCCAGUUUGGUCGAUCAUCCUGAACGACAGCGUGACCGGGCUGCGCGACCGCUGGGUGCAGGCGAAGCGGCACAUGUGGGGCAUUGAGGAGACGGCGUGGGUCGCCUCGCUCUUCCCGCUGCUUCGCUGGAAGAUCUGGCUGCGCAUGUUGCAGCUGACGGCCGGCCAGAUGCUCACCACGACGGUGGUGCCUCCAUGGCUGAUCCUACUCUUUCCUCAGAUGUGGGCGAUGCUCGCUGCGCUGCCGCCGCGUGCCCUCGCCCUCACGGUGGGGCUGCCACUGCUGACGCUGGGCUUCCAGUGGGUCCGCACGCUCGUGCGCGAGGCUGUGCUGCACCAGUGCAUCCUCAAGCCGCGGCGCGAGGCGUCCAAGAUGCUCCCGAUCUCGCCGCUGCAGUGGCUGCACUGGGGCCUCGCAUACCCGGUCUACGCAUUUGGGGCGGGCCUCGUGUUCAACACGAUGGCGACGUGGGCGAUGCUGCUCCACGCAAUCAACCACACCACCUACGGCUACGUCUGCGCCCCCAAGGCGCUGAUGGUGCGGGGAGCCGACGCGGUCUGA